CCCGACUAGUGCGAGCGUAUUGUUCGGGUAGAAGCCCGGGGACUGUUCGGCGAAGAGAGCGAAACAUCCACGCUGACUCCUUUUACGCACCGGCGGAGACAAUAGCGGAUUCCAACAUAUGCAUGUCGCUAUAACGGUAUAGCUGGUUGUAUAGACGUACGCUGCUACCCCACUGGUGGAAAUCAAAGGCUGUACAUGGCGGUGGAGAGUACAAUUUGGCUGUUCUGUCUUCUUUCGCUGUUUUGUGGUCCAUCCAAGCAAGAAAAGCCUGUUUCGGUGGAGCUGAGCUGCGGGGCCGGACCCAGCUAUGUAGUGUUGGAGCCAGGUUUGCCCCUCUUGCUGGACUGCAACCUCGGGGCCAGCGAUGCACCUUUCAAUGUCACCUGGCUUCAGGAUGGCCAGCCUCUGCCUCUGGACGGAGCUGACUUCCUGCAGUACUUGGCCAACGGGUCCCUCCUCCUGCUGCCCAGCUCGAAGGACGGACACCUUCCUCAGGGUGUGGAGGGAGGCUACAGCUGUGUGAGCGCCAGCGCCCUGGGAGCGCUGACUAGCCGGACUGUAAAUGUUCUCCUAGCAAGUCUGUCUAAAUUCCAUCAGGAGCCGUCACCCCAGACAGUGCCGGCCGGGGGAGCUGCCCGCUUCGAGUGCCAAAUUGAGGGAGUGCCCACACCUGUUAUUACCUGGGAGAAGGACAAAGUGGCUGUUCCUGAAGAGCCAAGGUUCAUUUCCCUUCCUAACGGGGUGCUGCAGCUUCUGGAGGUGACCAGGGAGGAUGAGGGCGCCUACCGCUGUGUCGCAUCCAACUCUGCCAGAAAAGACAUGAGUCACGAAGCCAGGCUCGCUGUCACCACAGGCUCUACAGAGACCCUGAACAGGGUUGUGAUUGUUGCGCCGCCUCAGAAUGCAACAGUCGUGCUCGGCCGCCCCGCUGUGAUGGAGUGUAUGGCACAAGGCCAGCCGAAGCCGCUGGUGUCCUGGAGCAGGCAAGAUGGAAAGCCGAUCUCCACUGAUGUGGUUGUCCUUGCAACAAACCUGGUGAUUAGGGACACGAGGCGUCACCAUGCCGGCGUCUACGUCUGCCGGGCGAACAAGCCCAAGACCAGAGAGUUUGUGAUCGCUGCUGCUGAGCUGCAUGUGCCUGCACCUCCAGUGAUCCUCCAGCCCCCAGAGACCGCAUCCCUCUCCCGGGGCAACACAGCUAGGUUUGUGUGCAACAGCUCCGGGGAGCCUCCUCCGGUGUUGCACUGGCUGAAGAACGGCAAGCCCAUCAAGCCCUUCAGACGCGUGAAGAGCCAAACCCCUGGAGUCCUGCUCAUCAACCAGCUAGCACUGGAGGACGCGGGCUACUACCAGUGCAUAGCUGACAAUGGGCUGGGCACGGCAUGCGCCACCGCCAAGCUGACGGUGAUCGUGAGGGAGGGUCUGCCCAGCCCUCCUCGCCACCUGUCUGCCACACCCUACUCCAGCACAACUGCCCUGCUCACCUGGGAGAAACCUGAGUACAACUCUGACCAGAUCAUCGGCUACUCUGUGCACUGCCAGCGUGCCGCAGGCUCAGAUAACGUGGAGUACCAGUUUGCGAUGAACAACGACACCACCGAGUACCACGUCAAAGAACUUCUCCCACAUACUGCCUACACAUUCUUCGUGGUGGCUUACUCUCCGAUGGGCGCCAGUCGCCCGUCCCUGCCUGUUACUGUAGAGAUGCUGGAGGACGUGCCGAGUGCACCUCCUCAGCUGUCGAUAGCCAGCACCUCCCCCACAGACAUCAGGCUGAUGUGGCAUCCAUUGUCCUCGCAGCACAGUCGAGGAGCUGUCACACGCUACCGCAUAGAAUACAGCACCUUGGAUCAGGUGGACAGUGUAUUCUCAGUUGAAGUUGGGGGUAAUGAGACUCAAUUCACACUAAGAGAGCUGCAGCCAAACCAAGCCUACCGACUGAGGAUCACAGCUGGAACAGGCGUCGGCUUCGGGGUUCCCUCUGAAUGGGCCCAGCACCAGACAUUAGCCCAGUACAACCACAGUGAGCACAGCCUGGUGAUCUUUGCCCCGAAUGAGCUGAAAGUCAGAGCCAGGCUGAACACACUGAACGUGACAUGGCAUCCCUCACCCAAUCACACGCUGGUCUCUGGCUACAAGCUGUCCUGUCGAGAGGUGGAAGCAGACAAAUUGGUGAGUGGAGGGAGGCCAUCGCAGACCCACACCAUCAGGCUCCGGAAGAAGGCCAGGUAUCAUCUCCUCACCGGCCUGGCCCCCGACCGGCAGUAUGAGGUCAGGGUUUGGGCCUUCAACAAGCAGACAGACGGAGCAGCUGCUGUCUGGAAGGGGAGGACAGACAAGCUUCACAAUGCAACACCCACACCACCCCCACCACCGCGCCCCCCUCCAUUGCCCCCAAGCAGCAUCCAAGCCAUGGCCAACACUUCCACCUCCAUCUGGCUGCGCUGGGAGAAACCGAGGUUCAGCAACGUACGGAUCAUCAACUACACGGUGCGCUGCAGCCCGGCCGGCACCACCAACGCCUCCUUGGUGUCCUAUCACACCAGCUCUGCUCAGGAGAUACUGCUCGGGGCGCUGAAGCCCUUCACCCGCUACGAGCUGGCCGUGCAGUCUAAUGGAGUGGAUGUGGUGGGACCUUUCAGCGGCACAGUGGAGGAGUCGACUCUGUCUGACCGGCCCUCCACACCUCCGGAGGAGCUGCAGCUGAGUGCUCUGGACUCAUCGUCUGUGCUGGUGAGCUGGCGCCCUCCACUGGAGCCAAACGGUAUCAUCAUCAGCUACAGGAUUUUAUACAGCGGCAACCUCAGCCAGCCCGAGCACUUGUGGGGAAACCUCUCUCAGGACGGAAGCAUUACCAGUGUGGAGGUGCAGGGUUUGUUUGGUGGCACCCGUUACUUUUUUAAAAUGGGUGCAUCUACUGAGGUGGGGCCGGGGCCUUUUUCACCUAUAAAGGAUGUUCACACCCCUCUUCCAAAAUAUGAGCUGGACAUCCACGCAGUGACAGGCAUCAUAGUCGGUGUGUGUCUCGGACUGAUAUGCAUCCUGCUCUGCAUGUGUUUCAGCUUCCGUAAUGGCAAAUCCAGGGAGGUGUCUGGGGGUCUGGACCCCACAGCUGUGACCCCUCAGUACAGGAGAGGAGGCAGCCCCGCUUCCACCAACGUGCCAGAGUGCAGCGAUAGCCACGAGCUGGAGACACUAAUGCCCCCAGGCAACCAAGAGUCUGGCCAGCCGCUAGAGGAGGCCUCAGAGGAGCAGAGCCUGAUGGCAAGUGCUAAUCCGAGGGAAGGGGAGGAUGCCCCCGCACCUGAACCCAAGGCUGCUUGGAAUGGCUCUGUGAGCCAUGACUGGGCCAACAGAAUCACUAGAUACAGAGACACCAUAACAGAAGACUCUCCAACUCUCAUUAAUGGAGCUCUCAACACGCUAAUUACUGAUAACAGCACGGACUCAUCUGAUCGUCUGUGCACAUCCGUGUGCAGUAACCAGGUCGAGGCAGAAGUCAUUGUUCACUCAGAGCUGACAGAACCCAGGAGGGAGAAAGAAGAGGAGGGCAGCAAAAGGGAGAUGGAUUCUAACACCCCCAGAGGACCCUCAUUAUCCGAGGACAGAUAUUCCCCUUUGAGCGAGCCAUGCCCACCAGGCGAGGACGACACACUAGAAAAACUAUCACUGGCUCAAAGCCCCUUGAGUCUUCCCUCGCUAAAGUUGGUGGCUAAUCACAACGGGGAGCUGGAAGGCAUGGGAGACCAGCCGAAUGCAGACUCAGAGCCACAGCAAGACAUUGGGCUAACCAAUGGCUUCCACUCCCCAAAGACGGUGCGUACGGUGCUGAGGUCAGAGCAUCUGGAAAACGGAGACUCCAGACACUGCCCCUCGGCACCAGGGAAGGCCAUCUCUGCCGGGCUGUCCCCUGCCCCCUUUGUCAGCUCCGGCCUUGUCCACUCUACCUCAGCAGCACACAGUUAUCUGUGCCCGUAGCCUCCGCAUGUAGGGCAUCGACCGUAACACACACAUACAGACAUCAGACUGAUUCUCUUUCUUUCACAUACCCAGGAAGAAUCCCGAAGGAUUAUUUUUAUGCAUCUCAUUAUCGGAUUCCUUUUUUUCUCCCUUGCAAAGUUUUUAUAGGUACUUUGAAUCCAUUGUUUCAUACGUAUGUAUAUACAGUCUACAUAUACAGUAUAUUUUUAGUGGUAGAGUACUGUAUAUGGGUAUGCAUUCUCUGGCAUUGCAACCAUAUUUUUCCUCUGGGUUCUCUUUCCUGUCCUACAGGAAAGAAAAGGAAAGAUUUAUCUUAACGAAGCAGAUGGAAGUGGAUAGAAGGAGGCUAUUCCCACUGUGUCGCACAUGGCUCUGUUGCACUCAGGAAUGAGAAAACCUGGAAUGUUAUUAGCGAAUGAGACGGGCUAUCAUCGUGGAUGAGAGCAUCGGAAGUGCGGCUCGAUGGGUCUCCCCGGGCUCCGUCGCAUGGAUGCGACUUUACCGAGUGGCACUGAGGAAUAAGCCUUAAAGAGUAUCUGCACACUCUGAGGGUGCAGAACACCUGUGUCCCUCUCCAGCCUCCUGUUGUCUCAGGGUCCACACACACACACACACACACACACACACACACACACACACACACACACACACACACACACACACACAGAUUCCACGGUAUCUCAUGGUCACCCAUAAACACACAUUUACGCACACACCUUUCCUGACUGCAGUGUGGGGGUCUCAGGUGCCUAAUUAUUAUAGGUGCGUUUAUAACCUCUGUAUAUUUCUAUAGAUGAUUAUAACCAGUACAAAUACAAAAACACUUGUCAACAUGAAGGAAAGAACACACAAAAUGUAAAAAAAAUAUGUGGAGUAUACAGAUCUGGUACACAUGAAGUAUUUUUCUUUUCUUUUUUUUUUUUUCAUAAAUGCCAUUUAUCCAUGUGGUAUGGGUUUGGAAAACCAGGGACUCUCAGUUCAAAACUAAAAAUGCAUUUUUUGCUGUAUUUCAGAUGGUGGAUAUCUCAUUUCAAAACAAAAGUAUUUACAUGUACAUGUUGGUUUUGGUUUUAAUUAUGUUGGUGGGAAAACUAGAGGAGGUUCCGACAACCCAUCUAUAGAUCACUCUUCUGGUUUGGGUCCUAUUUAGGGAUGCACCAGUGUAAGAUUGUGCCAUUAGUCAAUCAUUUUUUUAAGACAAAAGCCUUGCCAUGUUUUUAAUUUGAGGUAAUAUUAACUUGUUUCUAUACGGCAAUUCAAUUACAGCUGCACAAUUCUCUAUUCUGCUACAGUACCAUAAAUCACGAUAACCUGACUCGAAAUUCUUACAUUUAUCAUAUAGGAAAGGAUGACAAAAUAAAUACAUUUUAAAAACAAACCCUUUUUAAAAAACAUAUAUAUAUCUCCAUAAUUGGUUGAUUCGAGAAGCUCAGUAAGUGAGAAUUUGUCGCGGCGGUGCGUGAGGGGAACUGGUGCAUCCCUACUCCUUAUCAACAACACUACCUCAUUUCUUUUCAGGACGCUUACCAGUUUGGUUUUCUUACUUUUACGUAACUAGCACCUUUUUAAAGAUCUCUUUCUUAACGUGUCUGGUUUUACAAAGCCUCUGUUAUUCGCAGAAAUACUCAUCCAAUACUGACUGUACACCCUCCUGUUUUACGUCAAAGAAAUGUGUGUGGAUUUAGUGUACAGCAGCUUUACUCUCAGAUCUCAAAAAGAUUGUGUCACUCUGUAUUGUUACUGUUUCAAUACAUUACACGUACGUUAACACCCAGAGUCGUUCAUAUGAAGCCCCUGAAAUGAGGUCUGAACAAUUUUAUCAAAUCCAUUUUUGACCUGCUUCAAAUAAAACUAGGCCACCGGUGGUUUGACUCUCCACCUGCAGGUAAUGAGUGUCGCUCCUACGUUUUCCCCUUUUUACAGGUUCUGUUCGAGUGUGAUUAUGUAAGAAGGAUUUAUUCAUUUUAAAGGAUACACAUCUUGACAGUGCUGACCUUUGAGACGAUGGGGCGACGCACAGUCCAAAUUAGAGGAAGCUAAAGUAUUAGCUGCUUUGCACCUUUCAGCUUGAUAUAACUUCCUCUGUCGGAGUCAUAACUGUUCCACCAAAGAUGAACAAUUAGCAGGUGGUUAUGAGACAGGAACAGAUUGUUUCUAAAUGUCUUUUAAUAAAACUGAAGUUUUGGUCCUGUUAGUGGGUGAACUGAGCUAAUAAGCUAAUGGACGGUUAUGAAAUUGUAAGUUUCAUAGCUUUACCGGAAGAAGAACUGUUCAGCAAAUGAGCAAUGGUUAGUCGACAGGACUCAGUGGUGUGUAUACAUCUUAUAAAUAAGCUGCAUGAACAUUUUGUCCUGAUAACUACUGAGCAGAGCUAACAAGCUAACUGAGUAUUAGCUAGGUUGCUAACUUUAUAGCUUGGGCAGAGCAAGAACUUUUCCACUAAAAAGCAACGGUUAACAUAGAGGAUUUGAUGGUUUAUGUAUUUAUUUAAGAUAAACUGUGAACUUUUGGUCCUGUUAGUGACUGAGCUGACUUUACAAGCUUAUGAACUGUCAGCAAGCUUGUUAGCUUAACAGCAUAAAUUUUCCCCUAUCAGUAACUUGUAUUGAUAAACUGGUUUGCAAUGGUAAACAAAACUACCAGGGGGAAGUAAACACAACAGUAGUGAAAAAACAUAAAUAAGUUCUGGGAGCUAUUGUGACAGACUACCGUUAGCUUGCUAUUUAGCAAUUCAACAACUAGUCGCUGCUUAACACUCAUUGCCUGCAGGUGGUGCAAUCAGUAAAAUGACAGCAGCUUUAACACUAUUUGUUCCUGCAGUCAAUAAUUGACUUUAAUCAUAAUAAACAGUGAGUUUUUUCAGGCUACAACUUGGUUCUAAGUCUAUGUUAAGGACGCUAACAUCACAUAUAAACUCACUUUACUCAGAAAAAGCAAGAAUGAGUCUGACAAAUUGUACAUAACAAAUACGUCUGAGUGAUUCUACGAUAAUGACAGCUUGGAUCAGCUUAUAAUAAUGAUAAAAUUCACUUCAAAUAUUGACAGAAUUAAUGCGAGCGUCACCCUGCUGUACAUGAUGUCUCAUCCUCUGUCAGGUGGCUUUGUACAACCCUGUUUAUCUUUCCCACUUAUCUACUCAUGUCCAUGCAAAGUGUCAAAAUCUCACCAGCUCAACUCACAUCAGCAAACAGAAUUGUAAAAUGGCUCCUCAAGUAUGAAACACCCUGAACAUGUUUCUCACCAACAUAAUUGUGUUUUUUUCUCUAAAACUUUUGUUUGAUUUUUCUGAAACAAAACGAAUGGAUGGUACCUCAAAGAAACCUUAUUUUUUUAGCCUUGCCAUGUAUGUAGUGAACAUGAUUUACAUGUUUUUACUGCAGUUGCAGUCAUAUAGGGACAGAAGUGAAUGUGUUCUUUAGCAAACCUGGGUCAAAUGUUCAUUGGAUUUUUGGGGUGAUUGAUUGCGGUUUGCCACAUCAGGAAAAUUCUGAUUGUCAGUAACAGAAAUGUUUGUCAAACACCUUACUAAAGACAUAAAAAAAAAUGUAUGGCACUCACUGUACUGUGCUACCUGGCUAACCACACUUACACAGUGCAUGAAGAGCAACUCAACAGCAGACUCACCUGUGGCAGGAAACUGCUGCGGCUGCACUGCUCCACUCAUCAAUCUAACGUGGCAGGUGUGUUUUAUUUGUGGCCACACUCCAAUUAGUGAUGUCAGAGCAGGUUUCCAUCAGCUGUUAAAAGGUAAACACCUGCUGUGACAUCACUGAUCGUGUGACAAAUUAAAUGUAAAGUGAGCGGUGCGGCCGCAGCUUUCUGCCCAGCGGGACUGAUGAUCAUUUGCCCUUUACAUGCAAUCCAGGUCGGCCAUGAUUUGCAGUGCUACCUUAAGAAGAGACGUGCUUAAAACCCCGGACUGUGUUCCCGCUGCUCUCGGAUCUGCCCUUAGUGAUUCCAUUCACUGCACUGUUUGCAGACGCUGAAGGCCAAGUCGAUGGAAGUCACGCAGUCAGGGGCAUUACGACAGCGUUUCUUUCAAGGAAGUUGCUGGUCGUGGUGACAAGAAUGAAAGUGACUUUUUAUUAAACAUUUUCAUGUAA
Messenger RNA from Acanthopagrus latus (yellowfin seabream), 8084 nucleotides. It is a transcript of the gene igdcc4, whose product is annotated as immunoglobulin superfamily, DCC subclass, member 4. Gene Ontology annotation, biological process: axon guidance; cell-cell adhesion. Gene Ontology annotation, cellular component: plasma membrane; axon. The record is from RefSeq and is a predicted model, not a curated record. Bases 196 to 3978 code for a protein of 1260 amino acids. The transcript has 21 exons. NCBI's taxonomy places the organism in Eukaryota, Metazoa, Chordata, Actinopteri, Spariformes, Sparidae. Gene Ontology annotation, molecular function: protein binding.